Sclerotinia borealis F-4128 is the source of this 2025-nucleotide messenger RNA. The record is from the annotation of a GenBank genome assembly. Lineage: Eukaryota; Fungi; Ascomycota; Leotiomycetes; Helotiales; Sclerotiniaceae.
AUGUCUUCCUCCUCCUCCGAUGCCAGACCCUGGGUAGAUGUCCACGGCGCCGCUCCAGCCUCCGUCGACAAUCGAAUCAAUUUUGAAUCAAUUUCUCCGAUUUCUCUUCCCCGCGCUCUAUAUCCGAAGUUCAAGCCUACUCAAGAACCUAUUGCGGAAAGGCUUGUAUACAGACAUAGACACAGAUAUAGUAAACAAGAGAUGGUAUAUCGAGCUAUCGAUGAGAAGAUUGAUUUGGUUAGGUUUUUGCAGGCGUAUGAGAGUGUAUUGGAUGCAUUUGGAGUGGAUGAGGCGGAGGAAAGGGGAAGGGAAGGAGGAGAGGAAAGAGAGGGGUUGGAACUGGCGGAGAGGAUUGUUUAUAGGUUGUUUUGGAACGAGAGGACUCGUGCGGAAAAUAUGGGAAGGGGAAGUGUACCUUUAGCUCGGGCUGUGGAGAAUCUGGACGCUGGUCUAAAUUCCCCAGAAUGUCUACGGAUCGCUGUAGAACCCGCCAUUGAUACCAUUGGAAAGAAGGAUCAGAUGAUAUUGACAGUUACGGAGGUGACAGAAGUGGCCGGAGAGACUGAUGUAUCAAUAGCAGUAAUUGCUACGGAUGAAGCUAUCGUGGAAGGUCCCUCUAUCUCUGCAGGACUGGACGUCAAUACCACUGGCACGAAGGAUCUUCUGACUUCCACAAUUGCAGAAGCGGUUGAAGUACCUGGUGAGACUAAUUUACUGAAUGUAUCGAUCGUACGAGGCACUACAGGUGAACUGGUAGAUGGAGACCCUUGUACUUCGUCAGAGCACGCAAUCGAUACCACUGGUAAGAUGGAUCCGAUAGUUCCAAAAACUUCAACAGUAUCAGAAAUAUCGAACGGUCCUCAUGCAGCAAUAGCAGGAACAACUAAGUAUCAAGUUGUGGAUCGAGCUCCUUAUGUUGCUGCAGAAUCUGCUAGCAAUAUCACCGCCAAGAAGGACCAGACAAUCUCGACGACUGCAAAAGUGGCAGAAUUACCGAUCCAUUCAGAUGUAUCGAGAGUAGGAAAUAUUCCGAGCCAAGUUGCGAACGGAGGAUCUUCUACUGUUGUAUCGAGAGAACGAGGAAUUCCAAGCCAUGUUGCGAACGGAGGCUCUUCUAAUGUUGUAUUCAUCAAGCCAGAUCUAGUUGCAACAAGAAAAGCUUUGUACGAAGAAAUGAUUCAAGGUCCCAGGAUUGUAUUACUGAAGCGAUGGGGUUGCGACAGGUAUGCUGAGUGGAUACAGGAACAUAGGAAUGCAGAAGAAGACCAUGACGAAGAUGCCAAAAGAGAAAACUUUCGUCUCGUGGAACUAAAGCACCAACUCUUACCGCUCAUAUCUGGAAAAUUGCCAUACACUUAUCGUAUAGUAUCAUCGACUCAAGAUCAUCGAGACUCUUACACUAGUACACCUUGGGGAAUGGAUGGCGUUCAAAUAACGGAAAAACUUUUAAAUGUCAGAUUGCAGUGGACAUGUGAAGCUGGAACUCACAACGAUAUCACCAUAGAGCCGAUGAGCCUUGAUGAGUUGGCGGCACACGAAACCGAUGGUCAUGAGAUACUUAUGAAUGCGUAUAACUUCUUGGGAUUCUGGGAUUGGUUUGUUGGGCAAAGCAUCUAUCUUUUUGAGGGAAAGGUUAGACCCAUGAACAUCAUUUGUGUGUAUUGGCUAGACCCCAACCACCCAUCUCGCAAAAUUUAUUGCACGCGAAAACCCAACUUCAAGCCAGCGCAAGCUUGUUGGCCUGGUGCAUGCAAUUGUGCUUCGGAGAAAGGUAGGAACGAAUGCUCGGGUAGUAAGAAACUUUGGAGCUGGAGAGAAAAAUGUACGGGGAGUGGAGGUGAAGGUGAAGGAGGUUGGACUGGAGGGAAAAAACGUACGGUUAGUGGAAAUAGUCUUACCGAGAAAAAGGGGGGUCAUUCGACCAAGGGACCUCGGAGAACGCCACAUCAUAGUGCGGUUUAUAUGAUGGAUGCUAUGGAUAACAUCAACCGAGGUGUACCGGUCGUAAAGAAGAAUAGACUUUAG